Molecule: messenger RNA, 2121 nt
Organism: Phyllopteryx taeniolatus (common seadragon)
Lineage: Eukaryota; Metazoa; Chordata; Actinopteri; Syngnathiformes; Syngnathidae
Gene: inhbab
Product: inhibin subunit beta Ab
Exons: 2
Coding region: 118-1260 (380 amino acids)
Biological process (GO): SMAD protein signal transduction; BMP signaling pathway
Cellular component (GO): extracellular region
Molecular function (GO): growth factor activity; cytokine activity
Source: RefSeq, a predicted model, not a curated record
CAACAUAGAGCUACACAGAGAACAUAGAGCAACUUGAGGCAGAGAGUGAGCCGGAUGGAAGCAGAUCCCUGUCGCCUGACUUAGUCUGGAGGACCCGUUGCAUUGUGGGGGAUCACCAUGACUUCCGCUUCUUUUCAUACAGCUCUUUUCGCUCUGACCGUCAUUGUCCAUUUCCGGUCCGCCGGCUCACUGGUCCCGCAGUCGGACGUUCCUCUGGGCCUCCAGCAGGGGGUCGAGUCCUCCGAGUGUGCGUCUUGCACCGUGGGCCAGGUGAGGAAGAACUCCAGCGACAUGGUGGAUGCGGUCAAGCGUCACAUCCUCAACAUGCUCCAUCUGAGCGCGAGACCCAACCUGACGCAGGCGCUUCCUCGUGCCGCGCUUCUCAACGCCAUCAAGAAACUGCACAUAGGCCGUGUGGCCACCGACGGCAGCGUGGACGUUCAGGCAGAUGGCGCCGACCCCGAGGCCCCCGCCGAGGUCGAGGUCAUCGCCUUUGCCGAGCCGGGAGAGGCCGGGAACACCUUGACCUUCGACCUCUCCAAGGAAAGCGGCAGGGCGGCGCUGGUGGAGCAGGCCGACUUGUGGAUCUUCCUCAAAUUGUCCCGGGGAAGUCGGGCCAGAGGCAAAGUGAAGCUGCAGCUCCACCAGGCCGAGCAGGACGCACCGGUGUCGGAGAAGACGGCGGACACGCGUCGCAGCGGCUGGCACACUCUGGCGGUGCCGCGCUGCGUUCAGUCCUCGCUGGACCGUGGCGACGGACCGCUGCGUCUACGGCUGUCCUGCCCGCUCUGCGUCGGGGCCGGCGCCGUGGCCGUCCUGCCUUCCGCUGACGGCGACCGAUCCCACCGGCCCUUCCUGAUGGCGGCGCUACGAGCCAGAGAGGAAGUGGCUCGACGCCGGACCGCUCGAAGUUUGGAGUGCGACGGCAAAACGCGCACGUGCUGCAAGCAACAGUUUUAUGUGAGCUUUAAAGACAUCGGAUGGAGCGACUGGAUUAUCGCUCCGUCUGGUUACCAUGCCAACUACUGCGAGGGAGACUGUCUCAACCACAUGGCGAGCGUCGGCGGCUCGGCUCUCUCCUUCCACGCCGCUGUCAUCGACCAGUACCGCAUGAGGGGCUACGCACCCUUGCAGAACAUCAAGUCGUGUUGCGUGCCCACGCGGCUGCGCGCUAUGUCCAUGCUGUACUUCGACCACGAGCAGAUGAUCGUCAAAAAAGACAUACACAACAUGAUUGUGGAGCAGUGCGAGUGCUCGUGAAAAAAAGACACCCAAGCACGCACGCACACACACACAAAUACUAAGCAGGUCAAAUGUAGGAUUUGCUCAAACGUUCAUCGAAGAAGUUUUUUCCACAUUGGAAAGAAGUAAGGAAGUUCAUUUCAAAAAGUAUGAUGUCAUUCAUUUCAUCACUUGCAGAUGACGAAAUUGACGUAUUAGUUGAAAGAAGCCAAAGAUUGAACGUUGGCUUGUGAGCUUCAAACGUGAAUUAAGGGUGUUUAUAUGCAUGUGUGCCCCCGAUGGACAGGAAGUGGAUGUGCUGCUCAAAUGAAAAUCUACAGGCUGAAGAGGCAGGCCAGCCAAAACUGGUCACCGUGGCAACGAUCAGUUUGUUCACUGACCUACAAACUCACGCCUGAGUCGAGGACUUGAUUUUAGAAAUGCAAAGAGGGCAAACCAAUGCAUUGUGGGUACUGGAGCGUGUGGUAAUAAUAGCAAUCAAAUAUUCGUAGGAAGAAAAAGUUCUCCUAAAAGACAGCAUGACAUCGGCUCCAAAGUAUUGUGAAAUUAUUGGAUGGCCAAUCUAAUCAAAUAUUAUUUUCACUUCCCUUACAAUGCACUUUGAAGGCCCUUUAAGAGAACGUGUGAAGCACAAGCAAACUUUGGGAGCGCAGUGGUCUUGUAGGUUGAUGAGGCACCUCGAGCUUGUUAAGGUCUGAUGCUCGAGCACUCGCAUGCUCUCGUAGUUAUUCUGUAUCAGCAAAGAAACAUCUUCUUUUUUUUUUUUUUUGCACAAGUGAAAAAAUGCUGUCUCACUACUGUGAUGUCAUCAUGUUCUAGUUUUUACUAACUUUCACGAGUGCUGUCUCACUAGUGUGAUGUGUUCUCAGUUGUGACGGA